AUUAAUAAUUCUGAAAAACUUUCCCCCGUUACGAUCUCUCUGGUUUACAUUCACUCCACACACGCGCGCCCGAGGCCACGAGAUACUCUGUAUACACGCAUCGAGCAAAACAAGCAGAGACCGGCGGCAUUCAUCAUGGCUUUUUGUGUGUGCUCCUUGGAACUCAUGGCGUAGCCCAAAUCCAUUAAAUUUCUAGGAUUUUUUUGUCUUGAAGCUCUUAUACAUCUAUCUAUCUGUCUGUCUGUCUGUCUGUCUAUCUAUCUAUCUCUUUUAAUGGCUGAUGUUGUUCGAUUAUCAUUCCAUUCACUUCGUUUCUCUUCCUCUCUGCUCAACUCCUUCGCGUCCUCCUUGAAUAGUCUCCGACCAGGUCUCCUAUCCAUUCAGAAAACAGAUAAGAGGGUUUAUCCUCUUUUGUAUUCCUCUGCUGGCGAUUUGACGCGCUUUGAUUUCAGACCCAGAAAGCAGCCGGUCUCUUUCAAGGUUCAUGCAACUGUGGCUGAAACUGACCAACCGAAAUGGUGGGAGAAGAAUGCGCCAAAUAUGGUUGACAUUCAUUCCACACAAGAAUUUUUGAGUGCUCUAAGUCAGGCGGGAGAUAGAUUAGUUAUUGUAGAAUUUUAUGGUACCUGGUGUGCUUCUUGCCGGGCACUAUUCCCGAAGCUCCGCAGAACAGCUGAAGAACUCCCGGAAAUUGUAUUUCUGAAAGUCAAUUUUGAUGAGAAUAAGCCAAUGUGCAAAAGUUUGAAUGUGAAGGUGCUUCCUUAUUUCCACUUCUAUCGUGGAGCAGACGGACAAUUGGAAUCCUUUUCUUGUUCACUUGCAAAGUUUCAGAAGAUAAGGGAUGCUAUUAUAACACACAACACAGAUCGUUGCAGCAUUGGCCCCCCAAAGGGAGUUGGAGAUCUUAAACUAGAACUCUCCUUGGCUCCAAAGAACAGAGCGGCAGAAUCUACAUCAGCUUAGAGCUUCCUCCAUUCAUGCACUUCAGUAAAAAUGUCCAAUUUCAAUAUUUCAUUAAUGAUCAAUCUCAUAUUUUGUUUAAUCAAACCCAAAAAAAAAAAAAAACCAAUAUUCUGUAUAUUGGCAUUUCAUCUGUGAAAGAAUACUAUGUAGAAGUUGCAAUCCUACCACAUUCUUUGCCAUCCAUGAACUGGCAGUUAUGCAUCUACUUCAAAAGUCAAAACUUAAGUGAAAAUGAAAUUCCAGUUUUUUAAUUUA
Messenger RNA from Juglans regia (Persian walnut), 1218 nucleotides. Its product is annotated as thioredoxin-like 2, chloroplastic. Gene Ontology annotation, biological process: cell redox homeostasis. Lineage: Eukaryota; Viridiplantae; Streptophyta; Magnoliopsida; Fagales; Juglandaceae. The record is from RefSeq and is a predicted model, not a curated record. Bases 274 to 963 code for a protein of 229 amino acids. The transcript is spliced from 4 exons.